Molecule: messenger RNA, 1671 nt
Organism: Amoebophrya sp. A120
Lineage: Eukaryota; Dinophyceae; Syndiniales; Amoebophryaceae
Source: the annotation of a GenBank genome assembly
AUGCCCGAAUUUUUCGACCCUCUUUCGGACUUGGUAAAGCGGCACCAAGCCGACGAUUCCGGCGAGAGGUUCGAACCAGCGGAGAAUGGCGACGGCUGCCCCUACCGGGAGGACGACAUCAUGUCGGCCGAGAAGGGGGUCAGCACGGGAACCACCAUUAUGGCCGUCGAGUUUGACGGGGGCGUCGUGAUGGCGGCGGACUCCAGAACCUCCAUGGGCGACUACGUCGCAAAUCGCGUCAGCCGUAUUUGAAAUGAUAGAACUCUAAAAUAAGUUGUUGUAGUACCUACGGUACUAGAUGUAGAGGCAAUAAAACUCUGUCAUGUCAUUUCGACAUGCGCAGUGAUUUCUUGUGUCAGGCAUAGUAUGGAUUCCAAGUGUAAUGAGAAGAAUGCUAUAUUGAAAUUCUCACAUGAUCAGGUAAAAUCACUCCCGUCCACGACCGCAUUUUUGUGUGCCGGUCCGGUUCCGCGGCGGACACACAGGCAUUGACCGGGUAUGUGCAGCACUACCUGGGCCUGCACUCGUAUCCUAAUUAAAAACGUCCCCACAGCAGGGUUGUCAUGCAGAUUUGCAAUGACAGGAACAUUUGUAAUGCGCAUCGCCAGGAGAGGCAUUUUUAGUCGUGUUUUGGAAUUUGUAAUGCUGUAAACAGGAUGACCAGAUGGAUUUCUGAUGCAGCUGGCCUUGCGAACCUGCACUACACUACGGACUGCAACUUGUGAUGCGUGACCCCCAAAAGUUCUAGGCUUGUAUUGCAAAAUCCCCAUCCUGACUCUGGGGUGGGGAUGUUUUUCCUCACGAUAACUCGAUGGAACUGAAAGAUCCGAAGUUUCCGAAGGUGAAUACGUGUGCGACUUUGUUCCAGCAGUUGGUUUAUAACAACAAAGAUCACCUGAUGGCCGGACUGAUCGUCGCAGGGUACGAUAAGGUGCAUGGGGGACAGGUAAAAAUAAUUUGAAAAUUUGUAUUGCGGUGCUAGUACAAGGGCAAAGAAACGCGUUCGUAUUGCAUGUAGUUUCCCAUUUAUUUUAUCUCUUGUACUUGUUAUAAGUUUAAGUGUGUUUUCAUAAAGAUAAAUGCAAAGAUGAAAAUCAACAGGUGUACGUGAUCCCCUUGGGCGGUGCGAAGUUCAGACGAGGGUACGCGGUCGGCGGGUCUGGUAGCGCUUACAUCAUGGGUUUAAUCGAUGCGGAGUACAAACCGGGAAUGACGGAGGAGGAGGCCAGGGCGAAGUGCAAAAAGUGGGUUUCCCACGCCAUGACACGGGACGGGAGUUCCGGUGGGGUGGUGAGGACGAUGGUGAUCAAGGAGAGUGGUACGCACGAAGACUACACCUACGGGGACGGAUUGCCGAGUCAGCCCCUGUAGGUCGGCAAGUAAAUAAAAAGUGAUGAAACUUCUCGAGAUCAUGAUUCUGAUCGUGCUAGAAGAAGGAAAAGCGAAGUUGAGCGGCGAAUUUUAUAAGAGGGUCUUCCACUCCUGAUAACAACUUCUGGGGCCAUGAGGAACAUCUGUCAUGUUGACCUGCUCCUCCGACACCAAUUAUUUUUUCAAAAAUCUAGAAAAGAGAACCCACACGCGGCCUGCUUGCACUUGCGGAAACAAAUAAUAGAAGCAUAGUGCCUGCUUUGAUCGUUUACGUUUAGACCCUGUGUUCGUGUGUUCCCA